Molecule: messenger RNA, 459 nt
Organism: Klebsormidium nitens
Lineage: Eukaryota; Viridiplantae; Streptophyta; Klebsormidiophyceae; Klebsormidiales; Klebsormidiaceae
Source: the annotation of a GenBank genome assembly
AUGUAUUGCGCUUUGGACAUCACUUCAUUAGGGCUCACGUCGACAAAAAGCUUCUACAACGGGGUACGUCUUCCCACUGUACGGGGGAGCGGUGAGUUGGUCAAGCCGUCUUCAACCGACGGUGGCGGCGUCGACGGUAGAGGCGGGUAUAUGAGCGUGGGGAAGGCCGUGAAGGAGGCGUUGUGGUUCCGCAAACUUGGGGGCGAUCUCGGGUUGGACCUCGAAACGGUCCUGAUUUACUGCAACAACCAAAGGGCAAUGCGGCUCCUCAAGCAUCCAAUUGCUUCGCAGCAAUCGAAGCACAUCGACGUGAUUCAUCACUUUGCGCAGAAGCGGAUGGCGCAAAAGGAGGUCGAGAUCGCGUAUUGCAAGACGGAGGACAUGAAGGCGAACACCUUGACCAAGGCGUUGGCACCCGGAAAUUUUUUGAAGUGCAAGAGGAAGCUAGGAAUUGCAUAG